UUCCGUUCCACUAUCCGGUGGCGGAGACAUCAGGAGGAGAUGGCGGCCAGAGGUAGUUUUCAAUCGGCUCCAACGGGAGGAGGUAGUGGCGGGGGAAUGGGACCUGGACCCCAGGUGCAAGGUGGAGGACCAGGCAUGGGACCUGGAACUCCUGGUGGAAGGAUGGGACCCUCAUCGGGCGCACAGAACCACCUUUACCGAUCUCCGAUGCCUGGGCCUGGAUACCCGAGACCAGGUGGGAUGCCACCCUCCAGCCGUAUGACACCACAGGGUCCGCCCAUGGGGCCUCCAGGCUACGGCUCCAGCCCCGUGUCCCGACCAGGAAUGCCUGGCGUCAUGGAUCCCUCCCGUAAGAGGCCUGCCCCUCAGCAGGUCCAGCAACAGCGCAACCAACAUACCAAGAAGAAGAAGAUGGCGGAUAAGAUUUUACCUCAGAGGAUCCGGGAGCUGGUGCCAGAGUCUCAGGCCUACAUGGACCUGCUGGCGUUUGAGAGGAAGCUGGAUCAGACCAUCAUGAGGAAACGUCUGGACAUCCAGGAGGCACUCAAGAGACCCAUUAAGCAAAAGCGAAAGCUUCGUAUCUUCAUAUCCAACACCUUCAACCCUGCCAAGCCCGACGCAGAAGACGGAGAGGGCACUGUUGCAUCAUGGGAGCUGCGUGUCGAAGGGCGUCUGCUUGAAGAUACUGCUGUGUCCAAGUAUGAAGCCACCAAGCAGAAGAGAAAGUUCUCUUCCUUCUUCAAGUCUCUGGUCAUCGAGUUGGACAAGGACCUCUAUGGGCCUGACAAUCACUUGGUCGAGUGGCACAGGACUGCGACCACUCAGGAGACAGACGGGUUCCAGGUGAAGAGGCCAGGGGAUGUGGGCGUACGCUGCACUGUCCUGCUCAUGCUGGACUACCAGCCCCCUCAGUUCAAGCUGGACCCUCGCCUGGCCCGUAUGUUGGGGAUCCACACCCAGACCAGGCCGGUCAUCAUCCAGGCACUCUGGCAGUAUGUUAAGACCCACAAGCUGCAGGACCCCCACGAGAGAGAGUUCAUCAACUGUGACAAGUACCUGCAGCAGAUCUUUGAGACUCAGCGUAUGAAGUUCUCUGAGAUCCCACAACGCCUCCAUGCUCUCCUGAUGCCUCCAGAACCUAUCAUCAUUAACCAUGUCAUCAGUGUGGAUCCCAACGACCAGAAGAAGACAGCCUGCUAUGACAUCGAUGUGGAGGUGGACGACACUCUAAAGACCCAGAUGAACUCCUUCCUCCUAUCCACCGCCAGCCAGCAGGAGAUAGCUGGCCUGGACAACAAGAUCCAUGAGACCAUAGAGACGAUCAACCAGCUGAAGACCCAGAGAGAGUUCAUGUUGAGCUUCGCCAGAGACCCCCAGGGCUUCAUCAACGACUGGCUGCAAUCACAGUGCAGGGAUCUCAAGACUAUGACUGAUGUGGUUGCGAACCCAGAAGAGGAGAGGAGAGCAGAGUUCUAUUUCCAACCCUGGGCCCAGGAGGCCGUGUGUCGUUACUUCUACUCCAAGGUCCAGCAGAGGAGGCAGGAGCUGGAACAAGCCCUGGGAAUCAGAAACACUUAGAGAUGAAGAUGUUGAAGAAAAACAGGCCGACAGAUGAACAAGUGGCCAUUCUCUCUGGGAGGAGGAAAGGAAGUGUGGGACAUUCAUUAAUACACCCCCGAUUUGAGAAAAACAUCUUUGAUAUACAUCUGCUUUCCUGCUGGUGGUAACUAUAGGAUAUCUUUUUGAAAGUCACCUAGCAGGCUGUUAUGGUUAUAUAUCAAUGUUAGAUUUUUACUUCUUAUCUCUUCAUAUUUGUCCUGCUAAAAGAUCUUUUGACUUUUGACUUUUUCUCAAUGGUCUCUCUCUAUGCCUUACCUCAAUGCAUUCCCUUUUGGGGCUGAACUCUCAAGUCGCCAAUCUUGAAUCUAUAUUCAGGCCUAAGUGAGGUUGAAAUGACCCCCAACUAAGUAUUGAUGCUACUCCACCAUAACUAAUAUUGAGUAUUUUAAGUCUUAACAUUUGGCCAUUUGUGAAAGAGCAUUGGGUUAAUUUUAAAUACUUUGACUGUCUCUAACCUGCUCUGAGUCCAUACUAACUCAUAACUGAUUAGGUGAUAGACUACACACACUACCAUUCUGGCUUUGGUCUGGAAUAGAUUUUUCAGUGUUUGUUUGGUAUUGAUAGGGUUGUGAGUAUUCAGUGGUCUUUUAUUGGUGUGCUGGCUGUCCGUUUCUUAGUGGUUCAAGACUAUUCUAGAAUUCUUGUUGUAGAAUAUUGUGUACCUCAAAAGUUCUCCCCUGAACACUUCAAAGUAUGGUGAUGGCAGCCGGGCUUCACAAUAUUGUGAAGAUUCAGUAUGUUGGUUUAGUUAAUCAUUUAAGGGGCCAUUUUAUUUGAAACUAUUUUUGUGAUGCUUUUUUUUUGUUUGUUAAUGAUCUUUUUUUAUGUUUCGAAACUAUGAAUUAUAUUAAAGCUUGUAUUGUUAGAAGUUAAACCUUAAAGAAGUAGUGUUAGCAGUAAUAACCUCAAGUCGAUCUAGUUUUGUAAAUACUGAGCAGAAUAAUCUGGUUUGAUGUGAAGGAAAAAUGUCUGUUUUUAAAGGGCAGACCAUCAUUUUGACUCAUUGUCUAAUGCUCCGAUUAGUUUUCCCAAGACGUUCCCCUUCAAGUGAUACCAAUGGUUUAAUCCAGAACAUUCUCUAUAACCUAACAGCAAGCUGAAGUUGCUUGUUGACCCCGGGUGGAAGAGAGAACAACCUUCAAGGUUCUACUGUUCGGUUAAGAAGACUCCUUCUGGGAUUUCAUCUUUAGUAUUUGUUAGUGUGCAGACGCCAUCAACACGAGGAAGAUGAGCAUAGAGCUGGGUUCACUAGUAGAUGUGACAUAUUGAAGAUUUUCAUAUUUUUUGAUAGUAUGAUCGAAAGCUUCUGCUUGUUGUAUUUCUGUUUAGAUAUGAUGACAGGUAAAGAAUGUAUGAAGUUUCAUGGUUGGACUCAAUUCAUUAUCAGUUCAAUAGUCAAGUGAAUUGAAAUUAAGCGACAUCUAUUUUCAAUGGGGAUUUUUUUUUCUUCAAUAUUAAAGUGUAUUUUCCAUCCACGCUCUGAUUAUCCUGAAUUGCCCCCAAUCCUGUAAAGGAUGAUACUGAAGACUGAUUGAAAUCUUCAGACUUAAAUUGUAUUUUUCUCUUAUUGACCAAACCUAUUUUUCCCUGUAUGUUUUAAUCCUAUGCUAUAAUAAAGGAUAUCUUCAUGAUAA
Molecule: messenger RNA, 3254 nt
Organism: Oncorhynchus tshawytscha (Chinook salmon)
Lineage: Eukaryota; Metazoa; Chordata; Actinopteri; Salmoniformes; Salmonidae
Product: SWI/SNF-related matrix-associated actin-dependent regulator of chromatin subfamily D member 1
Exons: 12
Coding region: 40-1578 (512 amino acids)
Biological process (GO): regulation of transcription by RNA polymerase II
Cellular component (GO): SWI/SNF complex; nucleus
Source: RefSeq, a predicted model, not a curated record